AGAGAGAGAGAGAGAGAGAGAGAAUGGGGGUGCCUUCUUUCUUCCGUUGGCUGGUUAACAAGUAUCCCAAAGUGGUGGUCAAGGCCAUUGUCGACCAGAGAGAUGAGUCCACAAGCUCACCAAACCCAAAUGGCAUGGAGUUUGAUAACCUUUAUCUUGACAUGAAUGGGAUUAUCCAUCCCUGCUUUCACCCGGAAUCAGAUGAAGAUGGAGUGCAACCAACUAGUUUUGAAGAGGUGUUCAUCAAUAUUUUUGAAUAUAUUGACACACUUUUCAACAUUGUUCGACCGAGGAAGCUUUUAUACAUGGCCAUAGAUGGAGUCGCUCCAAGGGCUAAAAUGAAUCAACAACGUGCCAGGCGUUUCAAGUCUGCCAAGGACAAGGAAUUAGCUGAUGCUGAAGAAGAGAAGCUGAGAAGACAGUUUGAAUUGGAAGGCAAACAAGUGUUACCAAAAAAGGAAAACGAAGUCUUAGAUUCAAAUAUAAUCACCCCUGGAACUGAUUUUAUGUACAAAUUGUCGAAUGCUCUUCGCAGCUAUAUUAGUUUACGUUUGAACAAUGAUUCAGGCUGGAGGGACAUCAAGGUGAUUCUUUCUGAUGCCAAUGUUCCUGGAGAAGGGGAACACAAAAUAAUGUCUUUCAUACGCCAGCAGCGUAAUUUUUCUUCGUAUGAUCCAAACACCCGCCAUUGCUUGUAUGGAUUG
Molecule: messenger RNA, 704 nt
Organism: Prunus mume (Japanese apricot)
Lineage: Eukaryota; Viridiplantae; Streptophyta; Magnoliopsida; Rosales; Rosaceae
Source: RefSeq, a predicted model, not a curated record